Molecule: messenger RNA, 1288 nt
Organism: Drosophila bipectinata
Lineage: Eukaryota; Metazoa; Arthropoda; Insecta; Diptera; Drosophilidae
Gene: Nuf2
Product: Nuf2
Cellular component (GO): kinetochore; Ndc80 complex
Source: RefSeq, a predicted model, not a curated record
UUAUUAUAUAUAAAUAAUGGCAUCUGGUUCAACAAAGGCUAAUGACAUUGAGAAGCUGGUGCAGCAAAGCAACUGUCUGCUACCCGAUUUGUCUAUCCGUCAGUCUGAUCUCUCCCAUCCUUCGGAGGCGAUCCUCACUAGGAUCUUCAUACAGUACUUGAAAGCCUUUGGAUUUAGAGUUGAGCCUCCUCACAAAGUGGACUGCGAAGUGUUUGACCCUUCGCGGGAAAAGCGCCUUUUCCUCAUCCGGCUUUGCCGCCAAGUAGAACGCAUUUUGCAGAUUUCAUUCCCGAAUAAGACAUACACCUAUGUUGAUAUAAUUAAUCCAGCUGGCAAAAAGACCUUGAACACCUUGGAAUUUCUUCUCAACUAUUUGGCUUACUACAAGCUCUUUAAGAAGAGCGUCUUGGGACCCGCAGAAGAGGCCGUUAAAAAGAGAGAAUCUCUAUAUGCCGAGUUCACAGCUAAAUCGUCGGAGUUAGAGCAACGUAAACAGAAGGCUUCUACGAUUAAGAGCGAAAUGGAAGUCUGUCAAACCCACAUAGAGCAACUGAAGAAGGAUCUGGUCCAAGGACAGACGGAACUCGCCCAAAAGAAAAAACCCCUAGGCGACUUAACAAACGAUGUGGAGCUCCUCGAGCAGCAACAUGGGGAGCUCAACAAAAGGAUUUCCCACUUGGAACAACAAGUGGUUGGGGAAAACCAAGUAAUGGAUCUCAAAAAACAAAUUCAGGGCAUAAACUCGCACAUUGAGAGCUGUAAAAUGGAACUGGCCAACAAGGAGAAGGUCUUCAAUGAUCAGCGCCAACAAAUCGAGUCCAGCCAGGAAAUGGUGGCCGAAAUUGAGAAAGCCGUAACCAUACUUCCGUCCAAUGUAAUCGAGGAUUACAAGAAAAGCUGCAAGCAACUGGAGGCGAUAGAAAAGGAGUUGGCUCAGGUUAAAAUACAAGAACAGAAAAGUGUUUACGAGGUGACCGAAAAGCAGCAAGAAAUACAGGAGACAGACAAGCAGCUCCAGAGCCGAAAAAAGCUCUUAGAUGAGCAGGAUAACAAGACCCAGAAGCAAAUAGAAGAGCGUAAGGCCAAGAUUGACGAUCUAGAAAAGAUAUUGGAGAAGCAGGAGAAAAAAAAUCAAGAUCUAGAGGUCGAAAUCGAUAACGAGGACCAGAUCCAUGCAGCACUUGAAGAUAACAUAUGCCAGGCGCUUGGGGAUGAUUGGCAUUCCCCCGAAGAUGUAUAAUCUUUCACUUUCACUUAAUAUAUUGAUUUUAUUCUACAAACUGUAAAA